Molecule: messenger RNA, 3276 nt
Organism: Vairimorpha ceranae
Lineage: Eukaryota; Fungi; Microsporidia; Nosematidae
Product: dna-directed rna polymerase iii complex subunit rpc2
Exons: 1
Coding region: 1-3276 (1091 amino acids)
Biological process (GO): DNA-templated transcription
Cellular component (GO): RNA polymerase III complex
Molecular function (GO): DNA-directed RNA polymerase activity; DNA binding; ribonucleoside binding
Source: RefSeq, a predicted model, not a curated record
AUGCAUAGCAAAAAAAGUGAGGAACUUAUAAAAAAAUUUUUUUUUGAAAAAGGACUAGCUAGACAGCACAUUGAAUCAUUCAAUUAUUUUAUUAACCAUGAAAUUGCAAGUAUAGUAAAAGCUAAUGAUAUUGUAGAUUCAGAUAUUGAUCAUACAUUUUACUUAAAAUAUACUGACGUAAGGAUAAGUGUACCAAGCUUGGAAGAAAAUAUGAUAAAGCAUACUUUGUAUCCAAUGGAGUGUAGACUUAGAGACCUUACUUAUGCAAGUAAUUUAUAUGUAGAUAUAGAAUACGUAAGAAACAAACAAAUUAUUAGAAAAAAGGACGUAUUUAUUGGAAGAAUUCCUAUUAUGUUACAAAGUGAUAAAUGUUUACUAAAAAGUAAAAAUAACGAACAAAAGCUAAGCGAGGAGUCGCUUAAUGCUAAUUUAUUUUUUUCACAGGAAUGUCCUUAUGAUAUCGGUGGAUAUUUUAUAAUAAAAGGAAUUGAAAAGGUUAUUUUAAUUCAGGAGCAAUUAUCUAAAAAUAGAAUAAUAAUUGAGGAUGGUCCAAAAGGGUUUUUUUCAUCUAUGACAAGUUCUACACAUGAACAAAAAAGCAAAACUUCUGUCAUUUACAAAAAUGAUUGUUAUUAUUUGGUAAAUUCUUCUUUUUCUGAAGAUAUUCCUGUAGUAGCAAUAAUUAAGGCAUGCAAUAUGAUUUCUGAUAAAGAAAUUGUGGAAUGCAUUGGUAAAGAGUUUGCAGAUCAAAUUGUUUUAAGUUUUGAAGAAAUUUAUAAGCAUAAAAUACAUACUUCUAAAGAAGCAGCUUUGUAUCUUGCGGGUUUUAUAAAAAUGAAACCUGACGCUAAUAAAUUAGAAGAAGUCAGAAAUGUAAUUGUAGAGAAAAUUUUACCUAAUGUUAAAUUUGACGGUGUGGAUUUAAGAAAUAAGGGAAUUAUGAUCUGUUUAAUGGUUAGAAGGUUAAUUUUUACACAAAAAAAUAUCAUCACAGAAGAGGAUAAAGAUUUUAUUGGUAAUAAACGAUUUGAACUGGCAGGUCAACUGCUUUCGAUCUUAUUUGAAGAUUCAUUUAAAAAGUUUAAUUGGGAACUAAAACGUUCGAUUGAUAAAAUAUUGACUAAACGAUUGAGGGCGCAAGAAUUUGAUGCAUUAACAUUCUUUAAUUUACAAACCAAUAUUAUUACAACAAGUAUGCAAAGAGCUAUAUCUUCAGGUAAUUGGAAUCUCAGAAGAUUUAGAAUGGAUAGAAGUGGUGUGACACAUGUUUUAAUAAGACAUUCAUAUAUAAGUGCUGUGGGAAUGAUGACAAAAGUUAAUUCUCACUUUGAAAAGACUCGUAAAGUUAGCGGACCCAGGGCGUUGCAUACAUCCUCGUGGGGAAUGUUUUGCCCGGCUGAUACCCCCGAAGGAGAAUCAUGUGGUUUAGUUAAAAAUUUAUCUCUUUUGGCUGAAGUCACUACAGACAGUGAUCUUGAUACUAUAAUAUAUAUAUUAAGUUCUUUAGGUGUUAUACAAACAGGUGUAUUGUAUACACGUGAAAUGGUUAGUGAUGAAAUGUAUUUAGUUUUUUUGAAUGGUGAUAUAUUCGGUGUAACGCAAAAUUGUUUUGGUUUGGUUAAAAAUUUUAGAAAUUAUAGAAGAAAAGGAGUUAUUAAUAAGUAUGUAUCAAUUUAUAUUGAUGAAAAUCUUAAAAGCGUUAAUAUUGCAGCAGAUAAUGGUAGAUUGUGCAGACCUCUUAUCAUUAUUACUGAUGAGGUUCGUCAGAAUUUAAAAAAAGGCCUAUUUGUUAUAAGUGACCUAGAAAUGAAAUAUAAAUCUUUUGAUGAUCUUGUAGAAGAUGGACGUAUUGAGUAUUUAGACGCCAAUGAAGAAAAUGAUGCACUUAUUGCAUUAAAAAUAGAAGAUAUUUCUGAUAAAACUACCCAUUUAGAGAUUGCAGAUUUUGCUAUAUUAGGAUAUGUUGCAGGAUUAAUUCCAUUUCCAAAUCACAAUCAAAGUCCCAGAAAUACAUACCAGUGCGCAAUGGGUAAGCAAGCAAUAGGUUAUAUUGCAUUAAAUAGUAAAAAAAGGUUUGAUGGCAUAUCUUUACAGCUUUGUAAUACACAGAAACCAUUAACGACGACACAAAUAUUAAAUAUUACAGAUUAUAAUGAAAUACCAGCUGGUCAAAAUGCUAUGGUAGCCGUUAUGAGUUACUCGGGAUAUGAUAUAGAAGACGCCCUAAUUAUAAAUAAAGAUUCCCUUGACCGGGGAUUUGCGCGUACUGAGGUGUACAAAACACACUGCUAUGUUUUAAAAAAAUAUUCAGACAAUCGAUCUGAUGUUAUUUUACCGGAUAUAAAAAAUCCAAUUCUAGAUAAGGAUGGCAUUGGUAAACCUGGAGAACUGCUGUUAGAAGGUACGGUUUACAUAAAUAAAAAUUCGCCGUGUGAAAAUGGCUAUAAAUUUACUGGUGGGGUACAUAAAGGCAAUCCUGCUUUCAUUGAUAGAGUAUUAAUAACUAAAUCUGAAGAUCAAACUCUUAUUAAAAUUUGUUUAAGACAAACAAGAGUCCCAGAAAUAGGAGAUAAAUUUAGUAGUAGACAUGGUCAAAAAGGAGUAGUUGGGUUAAUUGUACCGCAGAUAAAUAUGCCUUUUACUGAUUCCGGGCUAGUACCUGAUAUUAUUAUGAACCCACAUGGGUUUCCUUCUAGAAUGACAGUCGGCAAAAUAAUUGAACUACUUACUGGGAAGGCUGGGAUUAUAGAAGGUAAGAUUUCUGAUGCUACAAUUUUUAAGAAAAAUGAAGUGGAUCUUGUGUGUGAUAUAUUGUCAAACAAUGGAUUUAAUUUUGGAGGAAAGGAUUGUUUCUAUAGUGGAAUAUCUGGUGAACCUAUUUAUGCUUAUAUUUUUUAUGGACCUGUGUUUUAUCAAAGACUUAAACACAUGGUAGCUGAUAAAAUUCAUAUGAGGGCAAGAGGCCCUAGAGCAAUUUUAACUCGUCAGCCCACUGAAGGUAGAAGUAGAGACGGAGGAUUAAGAUUGGGAGAAAUGGAAAGAGAUUGUUUAAUUGGUUAUGGCGCAUCAUCUUUAAUUGUAGAAAGGCUUAUGGAAUCUUCUGACUUAUUUGAAACAUUCUGUUGUAAGAAUUGUGGUAUUUUAGUCCCGAAAAAUGGAUGUAAUGUGUGUAACGAUACGAACCCUUUGCCUAUUCGACUUCCUUAUGCUUGUAAACUUCUUUUUCAAGAGUUAAUGUCAAUGAAUAUCUUACCCAAAUUAAAUGUUAACAAUUAA